Eruca vesicaria subsp. sativa (arugula) is the source of this 1891-nucleotide messenger RNA. Lineage: Eukaryota; Viridiplantae; Streptophyta; Magnoliopsida; Brassicales; Brassicaceae. The record is from the annotation of a GenBank genome assembly.
AUGGAGUGUGUUGGUGCUCGCAAUUUCGCUGCAAUGGCGGUCACAUCUUUUCCUUCUUGUAGUUCCCGAAGGAGGUUGCCGCUGGUUAAGAGAUACAGUUUUAAGAAUCUUCGGUGUGGUUUGUGUAGAGUCGUCGUCAGAGCUAGCGUCAGCGGAGGAGGAGGAGGAGGCUCCGGUAGUAGUGAGAGUUGCGUUGCGGUGAGGGAGGAUUACGCUGAUGAUGAAGAUUUUGUGAAGGCGGGUGGUUCGGAGAUUACGUUCGUUCAAAUGCAGCAGAACAAAGACAUGGAUGAACAGUCUAAGUUAGUUGAUAAGUUACCUCCUAUAACAAUUGGUGAUGGUGGUGGUGGUGCUUUGGACCUAGUGGUGAUUGGUUGUGGUCCUGCUGGUUUAGCCUUGGCUGCUGAAUCAGCUAAGCUUGGACUUAAAGUUGGACUCAUUGGUCCGGAUCUUCCUUUUACAAACAACUACGGUGUUUGGGAAGAUGAGUUCAACGAUCUUGGGCUGCAAAAAUGUAUUGAGCAUGUUUGGAGAGAUACCAUUGUGUAUCUGGACGAUGACAAUCCCAUUACCAUUGGCCGUGCUUAUGGAAGAGUUAGUCGAAGGUUACUUCAUGAGGAGCUCUUGAGGAGGUGUGCUGAGUCAGGUGUCUCAUAUCUUAGCUCCAAAGUUGAGAGCAUAACAGAAGCUUCUAAUGGCCUUAGACUCGUUGCCUGUGAUAAAAACACCGUUGUUCUGUGCAGGCUUGCCACUGUUGCUUCUGGAGCAGCUUCAGGGAAGCUAUUGCAAUACGAACUUGGAGGGCCUAGAGUCUGUGUUCAAACUGCAUAUGGCGUGGAGGUUGAGGUUGAAAACAGUCCAUAUGAUCCAGAGCAAAUGGUUUUCAUGGAUUACAGAGAUUAUACAAACCAGAAAGUUCGGAGCUUAGAAGCUGAGUAUCCAACGUUUCUUUACGCCAUGCCUAUGACAAAGACAAGAAUAUUCUUUGAGGAGACAUGUCUGGCUUCAAAAGAUGUCAUGCCCUUUGAUUUGCUUAAAAAGAAGCUCAUGUUAAGAUUAGAUACACUCGGAAUCCGAAUUCUAAAGACUUAUGAAGAGGAAUGGUCUUAUAUCCCAGUAGGUGGCUCCUUACCAAACACUGAACAAAAGAAUCUCGCCUUUGGUGCUGCAGCUAGCAUGGUACAUCCCGCAACAGGCUAUUCAGUUGUAAGAUCUUUGUCUGAAGCUCCAAAGUACGCAUCAGUCAUAGCAGAUAUACUAAAACAAGACACUACUACUACUUCCUUCACCAAACACAUCAACAGCAACAUUUCAAGACAAGCUUGGGAUACUUUAUGGCCACUAGAAAGGAAACGACAAAGAGCAUUUUUCCUCUUUGGCCUUGCGCUCAUAGUUCAAUUCGAUAUCCAAGGCAUUAGGAGCUUCUUCCAAACUUUCUUCCGUCUUCCUAAAUGGAUGUGGAGAGGGUUUCUAGGAUCAACGUUAACAUCAGGAGAUUUGGUACUGUUUGCUUUCUACAUGUUCAUCAUUGCACCAAACAAUUUAAGAAAAGGUCUUAUUAAUCAUCUGGUUUCUGAUCCAACCGGAGCAACCAUGAUUAAAACCUACCUCAGAGUAUGAAUGAUUCUCUCCUCCACUCUUGGGGUUUGUAUAUAUACAAAUUAUCAAUGGACGGAUGGUGUAUGGUAUGUUGGUUACUAGGAAAACUGGAUAAAUUGGUGUAUAGAAUCAACGGGUCAUUUUUUUCGUUUUGAGCUGCAUUCUCAUUAUUUCUCAUUAAGAGUUAUAGAUUCAAAAGUAAUGUAUGUCCAUCACUAGUCUUCAGUUUCUAAACAUGAGUAAUACAUUUAUUUUUAUUUGUAAUUGGUAUAUAAUGGUUAGACUAUAUUUU